AUGUCUACCAAAGUUUUUUCCAAGCGGCAGGAUUUGCAAGCAAUCCGAGGAUUGGCCAUUCUAUCAGUACUUGGAUUCCACUUCUACCCUAACCAAUUUCCCAAUGGAUAUCUUGGAGUUGAUCAGUUUUUUGUCCUCUCUGGAUUUCUGAUGUGCAUGUUGUUGAGCAAAACUUCCGGUAUGUCAAUUCCAGCUGUCUUUCUAUACUUCUACACCCGCCGAUUAAAACGAAUCCUUCCGAUGUACUUCUUUGCAAUAUUCCUUGCUCUAAUUGCACUCUACACUGUAUUCAGUGUGACCACUGUUCUACAAAACCAAUAUUCUGCUCUUCGAGCUUUAUUCUUUACGUCGAACCGUCAAAAAACCGGUCCAGAAAACUAUUUUGAAAAGUUGUCCCUAGCAGUAGAUAUAUUCACGCAUACUUGGUCACUAUCAGUGGAAGUCCAAUUCUAUUUAAUUGUUCCAGUAAUUUUCUUGAUUGGAGAUGUGCUGUCAGGGAACAAACAAUUGGGAUAUUACUUUGCUUUAGGUGCCACAUCACUCUCCUACCACCUUCUGUCUCCUCCCGAUGUUUCGUUCAACAGCGUGUUUGCAAGAAUCUGGCAGUUUUUAAUCGGCAUGGUAGUUUACAUAAGACAACGCCAUAGAAGCAGUAUACCGACCGAUGAACCGGAGUCUGGAAAGGUAUUGGAAAAUGUUGAUGGGGAAGAAAGUUCAUCGGUUAAAUACUUGUUUCUCUUCCCAAUGAUUUUUCUGGCGAUUUUCGAAUAUCCACUGCCACCUACUUUAAUGAGGUUAAUAUUCACAAUAUUCACUGGAUGCUUUAUUCUAUACUCAGUGGAUGAUGACUACCUCGAAAAUCGAUUCUUAACUUACAUCGGAGACAUUUCCUAUACUCUUUAUCUAGUUCAUUGGCCAAUCUAUGCAUAUUGCAAAUUAAGUUACCCGGAAAGCAUUUCAGUAUUGACAACUGGUUUGAUAGUGUCCAUAUUGAUGUCAGUGGUUUUAUACGAGACAUUUGAGAGGUGGUACCUGAAACUCUCAAAUAUAAACGUAGCAAUUCUUGUGGUGGCUUUGUUCACGUCAAACUUAAUUCUGAUCUACAAAGAUAGCAUAUUCAACACAACGGAAAUUCCUACGCCAAGCAACUCGACGAAUUUAGAUGGAGUCACUGAUGAUAUGGAUGUUUACGACGCGAUUCGUUUGAACGCUCACUGGAUUAUGACAGACCUCACUGGACUUGUGCCACCUAAGUGUACACGGGAGACACCGGGCAAAGAUUGGUGUAAUUAUGAGGUAAAUGGCACCGACUUGAAACUGGCAGUUUUAGGAAACAGUAUUGCCGAGAAUCAUUUGAAAAUGUUCAUUCAAGAAUGUGGAUAUAGAUCCUAUAAUCUUAGAGCGUACACGUUUAAUGGUUGUGAACCGUUAGCCGCAUUUGAGACGGAGCCACAUUGCAAGAUUCAAUUAAAGGAAUAUGAUAGUUUCCUUAAAAAUACACAACCGGACUAUGCAUUCAUUUUCACACGAUUUUUCGCCACAGGAUUUGUUACAAACUCAAACUCUACAGAAACCGACCCGGUCUAUCUAGAAAUGAGGGAUCAAAUGAGAAAAUUCAUUCCAAAUAUCAAAAAGAAGUUGUAUAUUCUGGAUGCAUUCCCAAGAGUUGAAAUGUCAUAUACUUUGAAAGUGGCAAGGGAUUUGAAAAAUGGAAGGAAUUUGGAUGAUAUUCAUAAAUAUCUCAUGCUAUUCGACAACUAUAAACUGGCUCGCCAACGUACUGAAGCCAUCGUAAAGGAAUGUGGUGCCAAGUGUGAGCUCAUCGACUAUGAGCCAUUGCUUUUCAACAAAACUACCAAUCGCUUCGAGUACUUUGAUUCUCGCGGGUUCCUCUACUUUACUGCAGUCAAUCAUCUGUCGGUUCAUGGAUUGGAGCUGGUGCGGCCGAUUUAUACAAAGAUUUGUCGAGAUUUAGAAUAA
Molecule: messenger RNA, 1980 nt
Organism: Caenorhabditis elegans
Lineage: Eukaryota; Metazoa; Nematoda; Chromadorea; Rhabditida; Rhabditidae
Gene: oac-43
Product: Acyl_transf_3 domain-containing protein
Exons: 10
Coding region: 1-1980 (659 amino acids)
Molecular function (GO): acyltransferase activity, transferring groups other than amino-acyl groups
Source: RefSeq, marked reviewed